Lathyrus oleraceus (garden pea) is the source of this 2859-nucleotide messenger RNA. RefSeq lists its product as uncharacterized. Bases 1 to 2859 code for a protein of 952 amino acids. Lineage: Eukaryota; Viridiplantae; Streptophyta; Magnoliopsida; Fabales; Fabaceae. Gene Ontology annotation, biological process: proteolysis. Gene Ontology annotation, molecular function: aspartic-type endopeptidase activity. The record is from RefSeq and is a predicted model, not a curated record. The transcript is spliced from 6 exons.
AUGGAUGAACAAGAACAAGAGAGCGCCCGAGUUAGAGCUGAACUAGAAGAAAUCAAAGGAGGCGUGUCCCAGAUGCGAGAGAUGCUGCAAGCUUUAACCUUCAGGUUUGAGAUUCCACAAGCGACCGUGAUUUCAGAGACCACGGGCCCAGCAGUAGAAGUCCCACCUCAGAGGACGUUACCCUCAACCCUUCCUCCAUAUGGGCUACCUUAUGACUUCGUCCCCCGAGCGGAGGUGGUGCACGAAAUGGGGCAAUCUGUCCAACAAGCUGUGCCAUUACCGGUUUACACUGACGCACGUCCAGUCAUCCAUACUGUGGUUCCACCAGCUGCCUAUGCUAGGCAUAUUCCUCAUUAUGAAGAUCAAAACCACAUGUAUCAGACUGUUGACUCAAUUGUUGCUGGUGACGAAGUAAGGUUUGAGGACUUCAGGGAGGUAAAGGAGAACAUGCAGCUCCUUGAGAAGAAGUUUCGAGAUCUAGAAGGAGACCACUUCUUUGGAUCUGCUGCCAAAGAAAUGUGCCUGGUGUCCGGGUUGGUGAUUCUAGCCAAAUUCAAAACUCCAGAUUUUGACAAAUACAAGGGGCAUACUUGUCCAAAGAGCCAUCUCAUCAUGUAUUACCGAAAAAUGGCUGCACACAUGGAGGACGAAAAGCUGAUGAUCCACUGCUUUCAAGACAACUUGAGUGGGGCUCCUUCCAAAUGGUACCUAAGUUUGGAUCAGAACAGGAUCAGAUGGAGGGAACUGGCUUCUCAGGUUAAACCACCUCUUGCUGAGAAGGAAUUGGCUGAACUAUUUAUCGACACUGUCCAACCCCAGUUCUACGAGAAGAUGGUUGGAAGUGCUUCUUUGGGAUUCUCCGAGCUUGUUGCUAUGGGAGCUCGUGUUGAAUAUGGUGUAAGGAAUGGAAAACUGGCGGUUGUAGCUGGAACUUCAAAUGCUAAUCCAAAGAAGUUCUCUGGAGGGUUUCCUAGAAAGAAGGAAGGGGAAACAAAUGCUGUGACUGCUGGCCAAGGAAGAGCUCCUCCAAGAAGGAGACCACAACAAUAUCCACCUCAGCAAUAUGUAGCUGUUGUGACGCCUGCGUUCAAUCAACAGCCUGCUCAGGCUUAUCAAGCGCCUCCAGUCUAUCGACCAGCUCCAGUUCAACAACGUGUUGCGGCUCCGCCAGCUUAUCAACAAGCACCAACAACUCCUGUUUAUCAACAACCGAGAGCUCAAGCGCCGAGGCAGAAUGCUCAAAACCAAAAUAAGAGGCAAGGGGAGAAGGUGACCUUCAAUCCAAUUCCAAUGUCGUACACUGAGUUGUAUCCCUCCCUAUUGCAAAAGGGGUUGGUGGUUCCCAGACCUAUGGGACCUCCACCUGACCGUCUUCCUCCAUGGUACAACCCUAAUGCACACUGUCCUUUUCAUGAAGGGGGCCCCGGGCAUGACCUAGAGGGUUGUUACGCUCUAAAGCAUAGGGUUCGGGAAUUGAUUGAGAGCAAGAUCUUGUCUUUUAAGGACAUGGGGCCGAAUGUGAAGAACAAUCCUCUUCCUCCCCAUGGAGAUCCCGCGGUAAAUGCCAUUGAAGAUGCCUUUGCUGGUGUUACGGUUGAUAAGGUGGAUGAUGUGAAGACUCCUUUGGUGGCAUUCCAUGCCCGAUUGGUGGAAGCUGGCCUGAUUAAUGUAAAUCAUGAAAAUUGUGAAGAGUGUGCCACACAUCCAAAAGGGUUUCAGAUGGUGCGAGACAAUAUUCAAGGCUUGAUGGAUGAAGGAAUGCUUCAAAUAUCCAGUGCUGUGAAGAACGAGGAUGUGUUGGUGAUUGAACCUUGUUUCAAUUUACCUGAACCAGUCGAAAUCCCAUAUUAUAGUGGUGGAGUGGUCCCGGUGAACAGUAAGCCAUCGCCUUUCGAGAUAUGUAUGCCCACGCCUUUUCCCUACGAGAGCACCAAGGUUGUGCCUUGGAAAUAUGAGAUUACUGUUGUGGAUAAGGUUGUUGAAGGAAGUUCAGACGCUGAGGUGACAGAAGCUAAUGAGGAAGGAACGAAAAGAUUAAACUUACAAUAUGAAUGUCUAAUGGCGGCAAGACAAGAGCCGGAGAAAAAAAUAAACGGAGUGGAAGACGUCACAAAUAUUGCAGGAAUGAGCAGAAUGACCCGUAGUGGUCGAAUCUAUACGCCUGAAUUCAAUGUGACUCCUCAAGGGCCAAAUAAGGAAUCAACGGUUGCAACUCCCACUAAAGAACCCGAAGUGGUCCAAUCCGAAGAUGCUGUUGAAUUCUUGAAGUUGAUCAAGAAAAGUGACUACAAGGUUGUGGACCAGUUGCAUCAAACACCGUCUAAGAUCUCUAUUUUAUCUUUGUUAUUGAACUCCCAAGCCCAUAGGGAGGCUUUGUUGAAGGUGCUUGCUCAAGCUCAUGUAACGCAAAGCAUAACAUUUGACCAAUUUGAUGGAGUAGUUGCAAACAUCACAGCUUGUAAUACUUUGAGCUUCAGUGGAGAAGAAUUACCUGAGGAUGGACAAAAUCACAACCGUGCUCUCCAUAUCUCGGUGAAAUGCAAAGAUGAUACUUUGGCAAGAGUGUUGGUCGAUACCGGAUCUUCUCUGAAUGUUAUGCCAAAGAGAACACUCACCAAGUUAUCCUAUCAAGGACCAGCUAUGAAGCCUAGUGCCUUGAUUUGCAAACUAUGGAAUGGUCUCGCCCCACACAACAAGGCCCUUUAUGAGAUUGCUAUGAGAGACCUUUUCAAGGAUAGGAGAAAUUCUAAGCAGCUAGAGGAUGAUGGCUUGGCUCCACGUAAUCCUUCUUCAGGUCUACCUUUUCAGAAUGCUGUUCAGUCGCCUGACACUAGCAAUGAGAACUACUACCCGCCGUGA